AUGAUGAGCUCCAAAGAGGAGGAAACUCUCAGUUUUUUCCAGUAUGUUGAGGAGAAUGGCCUGAGAGCCUACAACGGCCUGGUAGCUCAGAACUUGGACCACGCCAGGAAUGAGAGAAAUAGGGCAUUCCUGCAGGAAAAAAACGACAAGAAAAGAAAACAGGAGGAAGCCAUAAGGAGAACGGGUGAGGACAUAGCGACUGAAGGCAAGCACUUGCGUAUGGGCUCGAUAACCAUGCCGGACCCCCAGGAACGCAUGCCCAUUCCCCACCUGCAUGCCAUCGCCUGCGGACAGGGCUUCUCCGUACGAUCCCAGUCCCUCCACUCCGUCGGCGGUGGGAACAGUGGGGGCGGUGGAGAGGAGGAAGUGGGAAGCCCGACCUCGAGGAAACAGCCCCCACCUAAGCCCAGGAGGGACCCGGCCACUAAGCUGAGCAUGUCGUCCGAGGCGGUGGACCACAGUCCCAUGUCCACCUGCCGCGGGGAGAGAUGUGACGCCAAUCAGAGUCAGAGAUGCAGCGAGGACUGCAGGAGGGUGCCGCCACCCAAACCCAAGAGGAACCCCAACACACAACUGAGUGUUUCCUUUGAUGAGUCCUACAUUAAGAGCCAUGGAGGCAGCGGGGUGUGCCCUUCCAAACCUCUCCACCACGUCACUUCCCCUUGCGAACGCAACCCCUCGCCUCCACAGAGUGAUGAGAGCCCUACAGACGACUGUGAAGAUGAGCCUGUCUAUAUAGAAAUGGGCGGGAUUGAUGUUGGAACAAGAGAGCCCUUGAAGAGUGAGGAUGAGGAGCCGGGAGAGUCCGUUUACGAGGAGAUGAAGUACCCUGCUCUGGACGAUAUGGAGUACCGCACUGACCCUGUGGGAUGUCGUUCUGCAUGCCCCACCCCGGCACCCUACGACCCCGAGCCCCUCAGUCGCUGCUCCACACCUCGAAACAUUCCCCUCUGCGACAUUCCUGCCCCGUUCCCCAAUCUACUCACCCAUCGACCUCCACUGUUGGUGUUCCCACCAGCACCAGCCCAGUGUUCGCCCAACUCAGACGAGUCUCCCCUCACCCCUUUAGAUGUAGCCAAACUGCCCAUGCUGGAGAACCAGUCCUACAGCAAAUCCCCCACCUCUUCCACCGAGCCGCCCUCCUCUGCACAUAUCCGUAGGGAGCUCACUGCCACCCCAACGCUCACUGUCUCUGGACGCUCCUCUGCACCUCCUCUACCCUGCACCCUCUACAAAUCUUCAUCAUCAUCCUCCUAUCAGCGAAGCCACUCGGCUUGCCCGUCGCCGGUCAGCAUGGGCCGCUGCCUCACUCCUCUGAGCCUCAUGCGUACACCUCCCUUCGAUGCUCCAAUGCCAUUCCCUGGUGGUCUGCCGCGGAGCGCAUCCGCCACGCCUCACGGCAAAGGCUCGCCACCUCAAGACGGCGUAGGACGACUCCAUGGCUCUAUGCAGAACGUGUCGACGGGCCGUUCGCGAACACCCACCAGCCCACUUGAUGAACUAACCAACCUGUUCACCGCAGGCAGGAAUAUGAUGAAGAAAAACACCAGUGGCAGGAAGUCUAAAGAGCCUGGAGAGACUGAGUCCAAAAGCAAGUCGCACAGCGAGUCCAAGCGAGAGGGCAAGGAGCGGCACAGUCACAGCAAGGAGUCCAAGCGGGAGUCCAAGGAGCGCCACAGCAAAGAGUCCUCUCAUCGAAGAGACAGAGACAAAGACAGAGACAAAGACAAAGACAAAGAUAGGGGGAGCAACAAUGUGGAACCUCCAUCGCACAGACGCAACAGUAAAGACCGCACUUGUAGCAGUGUAGAUACACCACCUGUUCGCAGGGACAGCAGGGACCAGGGCUGCAGCAGUGUGGAACCCAUCCCUGUGAGACGGGACUCCAAAGACAGGGGCUGCAGCUCCCUAGAGCCCGUCCCUCUGAUAAGAAGAGACUCCAAGGACAGAGGGAUUAGCAACGGUGACCUUCUGCCAAGGAGGGACAGCAAAGAUCGCAGCGGGGGACAUGGAAUGGAGUCUUUGCUGAGACAGGACAGCAAAGACAGACUGAUAGAUCAGCCGCCUGAGCUGUUACCGAGACAAGAUAGCAAGGAAAGGGCAAGGAACGGUGUAGACUAUAGACAUGAAAGCAGAGAGAGACUGUUGGAUCAGCCGCCUGAGCUCUUACCCCGGCAGGAUAGCAAAGAGCGAGCCAGGAACGGCGUGGACUCAAAGCACGAAAGCAGAGACAGGCCGCCUGAGCUUGUUCCCCGACAAGAGAGCAAAGACAGGGCUAGAACUGGACCAGAAUAUAAGCACGAUAGCAAAGACCAUCGUCCUGAUUUGUUACCCCGUCAGGAGAGCAAAGAGAGAGAAAGGAACGACAUGGAGCAUAGACAUGAAGGUAGAAUAGACCAGCCACCUGAGAUCCUCCCCCGGCAAGAAACAUCCAGAAGCAGCAGGGACAGGGUUGGGUCCAGUUCUGAAUCCAAGUAUGAGGGGAGAGAUCGGAGCUGCCACAAUGGAGGAGAUCCGCCUCCUCCUCCUUUACCCAGACAGGACAGUAAGGACUUGAGCAGAACUGGCCUUGAAGUGAGGCGGGACAGCAAAGACAGAAGUCUGAACGGCUCGGAGCAGCAUCAUUACGACGUCAAGAGCACCAAGAGCCCUUCUGCAAUGGAGUACAGGUGUGACAAUAAGGAACGAGGGUACAGAUCGGAUGGCACGCCCCGACGAGACAACAGAGCAAAUUACAACGUGGACCAGUCAAAAGCACAAGAGAGGAAUGGCAGCACAAUGUCAGGGCAGCACUCAUCAACAACAACACCUACUCACCACGGGAGGUCGUCAGGCAGCCCACCGAUGACCGUGGGAACAGGAAACGGUGAGGAUUAA
Messenger RNA from Stegastes partitus (bicolor damselfish), 2877 nucleotides. Its product is annotated as neuronal tyrosine-phosphorylated phosphoinositide-3-kinase adapter 2-like. Gene Ontology annotation, biological process: phosphatidylinositol 3-kinase/protein kinase B signal transduction; neuron projection morphogenesis. NCBI's taxonomy places the organism in Eukaryota, Metazoa, Chordata, Actinopteri, Pomacentridae. The transcript has 5 exons. Bases 1 to 2877 code for a protein of 958 amino acids. The record is from RefSeq and is a predicted model, not a curated record.